AGUGCGCCAGUGCUUGAUGGCGCGCUUGACGGUUUUCCUGAUCGGUUUGCUUUUUUCUCCGUUGUCAUCCGCUGAGGACGAGGAUUACUAUCGCUUGCUCGAUGUGCCGCGUAACGCUAACCUGACUGACAUUAAACGGGCCUACAGGAAGCUGGCUCUCAUUCAUCACCCCGACAGUAAUCCUAAUGAUCCAUCCGCGCAACAGCGUUUUCAAAAGCUGGGAGAAGCUUACGAGGUUUUACGUGAUCCGGAAAAGCGAGCAACAUAUGACAAAUAUGGAAUCAAGGGCUUAAAGCAGCAAGAGGCUGGUCAACAUCCCCAUGAUUCAUUCGCCAGCUUUUUUGGUUUCGGUUUUGAUUUCGGUGGUGGUAGGAGCUCGAGCGAUGCACCCCGCGGCGACGAUAUUGUUUUGGACCUCUGGGCGACACUAGAAGAGUUGUAUGUCGGAGAAUUCGUGGAGAUCAAACGCGUAAAAUUAGAGACCAAAACUGCAAGGGGAACACGAAAAUGUCGCUGUCGAAGAGAAAUGCGCACAACAGUGCUUGGGCCUGGACAAUUUCAGAUGCAUCAGGUUGAUGUAUGUGACGAAUGCCCAAACGUGUCGUUACAUCGUGUGGAACGCCAUCUAGAAUUAGAAGUAGAACGGGGGAUGCGUGAUGGCCAUUUGUACCCGUUUGCUUUAGAAGGAGAGCCCCAUCUGGAUGGAGAGUCUGGUGAUCUAAAGUUCCGGAUUAGACAACAGAAACACAAAUACUUCCAACGGCGUGGAGAUGAUUUAUACACAAAUAUCACUCUGAGCCUGGUUCAAUCGAUGGUGGGCUACCACAUCGUCUUACUCCACUUGGACGGCCACGAAGUGAGUUUGCUUCCAUUGGCAACGCUUCCGUUUGCUUGUCUUUUGAUCCAACACAAGUUACCGCAUGCGGUGUCCGUUAGCAUUUACCUUCUAGUUCCUGUUCCAUCAUGUAUCCUCUACCUGAUCUUGCCACCACUCUUCUUUCAUCUUCUUGCAGUUCUCUUAAAAGUACCCUCUGCUUGACUCUAUUGUUCAUUGUUUUUCUCUACAUUUCAUCACAAUCUCAUCUUCGAUUUUUGCUUAGUGCAUCUGAUGCCUGUACUUUCUCACGAUUUGGGCUCGUCACUCCACUUGUCGAAUGUAACACUGCUCCAUUAACUGCAUGUAUCAUUACUUCUUUACUGCUAAGGUCGUAUUGAAAAGCGAUCGGGUUACCGCGCCCGGCACUAUCAUCCACAUACCCGAAGAGGGGAUGCCUAACUACGAUAAUCCGAAGAACCGCGGCGCGCUGCAUGUCACAUUUGAUGUUGCUUACCCACAUAACCGUCGACUUACUGACGACGAACGUGCCAAAAUCGCCAGCAUUUUUCCAGAUCUAUCUGGUGCGAGCAAAGAAUCUCUAAAGAAACCUCUACCUGCUCAGGUAUACAAUGGUCUAGAUGUGCUCCCUCACGCAACUGCUCCCAAGCAGACAACAUAGCCCGCUGUGAUUAAGGAUUCCGGUUGUACUUUCAUUUAUUGCCUCAUCUCCUUUCUGGGAACGCUACUUUUAAGAAGACUAAUUGGUCUGUUUUAAAUCUUGUAUGCUUGUUAACCCUAUUGUACAGUUGCACUUAUGCUGUAUUCUUGUUUUUGUCUUUUGUGAAAUAAACUUCGAAGGC
Dicrocoelium dendriticum is the source of this 1677-nucleotide messenger RNA. Lineage: Eukaryota; Metazoa; Platyhelminthes; Trematoda; Plagiorchiida; Dicrocoeliidae. The record is from the annotation of a GenBank genome assembly.